AAUUCAAGGGUGGCACUUUCCAGAUACCUACAAAUAUUACUAGUUGAUCUUAGUACUAGUUAAAAGUCUUUUUUUACGUCCACUGCUGCAAAACUUUUGAUGGUGUGGUUCGAGUGCACAGAUUGUGGAGAGUCAUUGAAGAAGCCAAAGGUGCAGAAUCACACAUACUCCUGCUCGGCGUCUGCCUUCAAUUGCAUCGACUGCGGUCGCACAUUUGACCGCCAUUCCGUGAAGGAACACACCACAUGUGUGACAGAGCAUGACAAGUAUGCAAAGGGCGCUACAAAACCCGGAGGCUUUGCCGCGCAAGGCUUCUAUGGCAGCAGUGAGAAAGCAAAGCCAGAAGCGCCGGCGGGGCCAUCCGGGCUGGAAUUCCUGGCGACCCGUGCUCCCUGGAGGUGCAGCGUGUGCAAUGUGACAUGCACCAGCAGCGAGACCCUCAUGGGGCAUGCCGCAGGCGCAAAGCACAAGCGCAGGGCGAGGGCUGCCAGCAAGGGCCAGGGAGGGAGUGGUGGCAGUGAGGAGCAGGCGGGUGCAGCUGCAACGGGAGAUGAAGCUCCUGCACCGAGCAGCCAGGGGGCACCCAGCGUGCAAACUGUCACCAAUGGCAAGGCAGCAGGAAAGAAGCGGAAGCAUGAGGCGGUCGCACAGAGCUUGCCCAGCGACUCUAAGAUGCCAAAGGGGGACUCGCCCAGCACCUCGGGGGCCCAGCAGGGCUCUACAGCGGAGCAGACCAACGGGGUCGCAUCCGGCAGCAAAACAGAGAAGGGGUACAAGUGGAAGAAGCUGGCGGAGAAGGUGCUGCAGGCCAGGGGUGAAAACAAGAAGAUGAAGGUCCGCAAGCUGCAGCUGAAGGUUCUUGCAGCGGCUGGGCUGAGCGCUGAUGUCAUAGGCAGCCAUGGGGAUGCCAUGCUGCAGCGAUGGCACAAGUCCCGCAGCCGGUUCUGUGUGCAGGAUGGCUAUGUCAGUCUGAAGCAGCCUGAAUAA
This is a messenger RNA of Coccomyxa subellipsoidea C-169, 987 nucleotides long. RefSeq lists its product as hypothetical. Gene Ontology annotation, molecular function: DNA binding. NCBI's taxonomy places the organism in Eukaryota, Viridiplantae, Chlorophyta, Trebouxiophyceae, Coccomyxaceae. Gene Ontology annotation, biological process: negative regulation of transcription by RNA polymerase II; rRNA processing. The transcript has 6 exons. Gene Ontology annotation, cellular component: nucleolus. The record is from RefSeq and is a predicted model, not a curated record. Bases 100 to 987 code for a protein of 295 amino acids.